Molecule: messenger RNA, 1580 nt
Organism: Nelumbo nucifera (sacred lotus)
Lineage: Eukaryota; Viridiplantae; Streptophyta; Magnoliopsida; Proteales; Nelumbonaceae
Source: RefSeq, a predicted model, not a curated record
GUUUUUCUAGCCUGCUUCUCCUUCACCUCUUGUUGUCAAUAUUUUACAAACUUAAAAAAAAGCGAAGUCGUCGUUUUUCCAAAGCGUAAUACGACCGAAAGCAAAUUUUUCCUCAUCUCUCUCUCUCUCUCUCACUCGCCGUUUCAUGUGUUAGUUGUUACCUGCGAGAGGAGCAAAAGAAGCCCUAGGUUUGUAAAUCUGGUGCUUGAAAUCGUUUCUCUUACUUGUUUGCACCUCCAGAUCCUUUGGUUUUUGUUUUUUAACACUGAGGAUUGAUUUCUGAGGAUCUACUGUUAUGGCCGGUCGGUACGAUCCCAAUCCUUUCGAGGAGGAAGAAGAAGUUAAUCCAUUCGCAGAUCCAGCUGCUAGGGGUAAAGCAUCAGGUCAAUCACACUAUGGUGGAGGUGCAUUUUUUACAACAAAUCCUGGAAGUGUUCCUUCUGCCACAAAUUCAAGGCUUUCGCCUCUUCCACCUGAGCCUGCAGAUUUUAACUAUGGCCGUGGUGCAACAGUUGAUAUUCCUCUUGGUACAGAAAAGGAUUUAAAAAAGAAGGAGAAGGAGCUUCAAGCUAAGGAGGCUGAAUUGAGGAAGAGAGAACAGGAACUAAAAAGGAAGGAGGAAGCUGCUGCGCGAGCUGGAAUUGUUAUAGAGGAGAAAAACUGGCCGCCAUUCUUUCCCAUUAUUCAUCAUGACAUUGCAAAUGAAAUACCAAUCCAUCUACAAAGGCUGCAGUAUGUUGCAUUUACAACACUUUUAGGGUUGUUUGCUUGUCUUUUAUGGAAUAUAGUAGCAGUUACCACGGCCUGGAUUAAAGGAGAGGGUGUAAAAAUCUGGUUCCUAGCUAUUAUCUAUUUCAUAUCAGGGGUUCCAGGGGGCUAUGUGCUAUGGUACCGCCCUCUUUAUCGUGCUAUGAGGACUGAAAGUGCUUUGAAGUUUGGGUGGUUCUUCCUGUUUUACUUGCUCCACAUUGGUUUUUGCAUCUUUGCUGCAGUGGCACCUCCUAUUAUUUUCAAAGGGAAAUCUCUCACGGGUAUACUGCCUGCAGUUGAUCUCAUAAGUGGCAAUGUUUUGGUUGGGAUCUUUUACUUCAUUGGAUUUGGACUGUUCUGCGUUGAAUCGAUGAUCAGCAUCUGGGUCAUUCAGCAAGUAUACAUGUAUUUCCGAGGUAGCGGUAAAGCUGCAGAGAUGAAGCGUCAGGCUGCAAGGGGAGCCAUGAGGGCAGCCAUAUGACAUGGCAUGAGAUAGUUGGAACAAAGCAUGAUAUAGAUAUGGCAGAUGGAUGGAUUGGAUGUGCCCUCAGCCGCAAGGGAGCAGAUGGAAAAAUUUCAUGUGUUGGCUGGGUCGUUUUCUUCGUAUGUUACAUAGCUUGUUUUGUUUUUUAUUCUUUAUGUUGUUUCUUAGGGUAUUAUCAAAGGACUUUGAUGUAAACGGGGGGGUUGAUAGGAACUUGAUGGAAGCAGAGUAUACUUUGAAUUUAUAUUGGAGGAAGUGCAGAUUGCGGCUUCAGUCAUUCUUGACAUGUUUGUAUGGUUUGUAUUUGUUGUUUAUAGAAAUCUUCGUCUGAUCAUUGUAUUUUCAA